Molecule: messenger RNA, 5425 nt
Organism: Nannospalax galili (Upper Galilee mountains blind mole rat)
Lineage: Eukaryota; Metazoa; Chordata; Mammalia; Rodentia; Spalacidae
Gene: Acsl4
Product: acyl-CoA synthetase long chain family member 4
Exons: 18
Coding region: 598-2733 (711 amino acids)
Biological process (GO): long-chain fatty-acyl-CoA metabolic process; neuron differentiation; long-chain fatty acid metabolic process
Cellular component (GO): plasma membrane; endoplasmic reticulum; lipid droplet
Molecular function (GO): arachidonate-CoA ligase activity
Source: RefSeq, a predicted model, not a curated record
CCCCGCCUCUGCCAGCCGUCCGGGUUGCGCGCGCGCGCGCCGCUGCGGCUUUUUUUUCCCCCCCUCCGGCCUCCGCGGCGCGCCCCUCCUUGCCAUCCUGCUCCGGCGCUAGCGGCCACGCGGGAUCCUCUCCGUGAGCUUGCUUCCUCAAGGGCCGGACGCCGGGACGGGCAGCGGACACGCAGUGCGCCAGGCAGCGCCUUCGUAUCUCCUUCGAAGACGUUUUUUUCACCCACUUGAAAUUUAUUUGUUCCACACAUUUCAUCUUAAAAGUCAAUCCUCACACUGAGAAAAGAUGGUGGGUUUAUGCCCAUGAGAGCAGGUACCCGCAGAGGCCGGAGGCAGUGGAUUCCCCUGGAGCUGGAGUUACAGAUUUAAAUCACAGAAGAUAUACCUGUUCUUAAAAAGAGGAAAUCUGUGUAUUUUAUUAUCGGCUUCCAAAGAUUACUAACUUUUAUCUGUAUCGCUAAAAUUGAACUACCUUGGCUAUACUGCUCCUCUUGCUGCUACUUCCAUUAUUGCCUUCUUCAAAAAAAUAAGGCUUUCCGAAGCCAAAGACUUACAAGAAAUAAGCACCAUUUUAGAAGCCUUUCCACUAUGAAACUUAAGCUAAAUGUACUCACCAUUAUUUUGCUGCCUGUCCACUUGUUAAUAACAAUAUACAGUGCCCUUAUAUUUAUUCCAUGGUAUUUUCUUACCAAUGCCAAGAAGAAAAACGCUAUGGCAAAGAGAAUAAAAGCUAAGCCCACUUCAGACAAACCCGGAAGUCCAUAUCGCUCUGUCACGCACUUCGACUCGCUAGCAGUCAUAAACAUCCCUGGAGCAGACACUCUGGAUAAAUUAUUUGACCAUGCUGUAGCCAAGUUUGGGAAGAAGGACAGCCUUGGGGUCAGGGAAAUCCUAAGUGAAGAAAAUGAAAUGCAGCCAAAUGGAAAGGUGUUUAAGAAGUUAAUUCUUGGGAAUUAUAAAUGGAUAAACUACCUUGAAGUGAACCGCAGAGUGAGUAACUUUGGGAGUGGGCUCACUGCAUUGGGACUGAAGCCAAAGCAUACCAUUGCCAUCUUCUGUGAGACCAGGGCCGAGUGGAUGAUUGCAGCACAGACCUGCUUCAAGUACAACUUUCCCCUUGUGACUUUAUAUGCCACACUUGGCAAAGAAGCUAUAGUUCAUGGAUUAAAUGAAUCUGAGGCUUCCUAUCUAAUUACUAGUGUCGAACUUUUGGAAAGCAAACUGAAGACUGCAUUAUUAGAUAUCAAUUCUGUUAGGCACAUCAUUUAUGUGGAUAAUAAGACCAUCAAUAAAGCAGAGUACCCUGAACGGUUUGCGAUUCACAGCAUGCAGUCAGUAGAGGAGUUGGGAUCCAAGCCAGAAAACUCAAGCAUUCCUCCAAAUAGACCGACUCCUUCAGACAUGGCCAUUGUGAUGUAUACCAGUGGUUCUACUGGUCGACCUAAGGGAGUGAUGAUGCAUCAUAGCAAUUUGGUAGCUGGAAUGACAGGCCAAUGUGAAAGAAUACCCGGGCUAGGACCAAAGGACACAUACAUUGGUUACUUGCCUUUGGCUCAUGUGCUAGAAUUGACAGCAGAGAUAUCUUGCUUUACCUAUGGCUGUAGGAUUGGAUACUCUUCUCCACUGACACUGUCUGACCAGUCCAGCAAAAUUAAAAAGGGAAGCAAAGGAGACUGUACUGUACUGAGACCCACACUUAUAGCUGCUGUUCCGGAAAUCAUGGAUAGAAUUUAUAAGAAUGUUAUGAGCAAAGUUCAAGAGAUGAAUUAUAUUCAGAAAACACUGUUCAAGAUAGGGUAUGAUUACAAAUUGGAACAGAUCAAAAAGGGAUACGAUGCACCUCUUUGCAAUCUGUUACUCUUUAAAAAGGUGAAGGCUCUGCUGGGAGGGAAUGUCCGUAUGAUGCUAUCUGGCGGGGCCCCGCUGUCUCCUCAGACACACCGAUUCAUGAAUGUCUGCUUCUGCUGCCCCAUUAGCCAGGGCUAUGGACUGACAGAAUCAUGUGGAGCUGGGACAGUUACUGAAGUUACUGACUAUACUACUGGACGAGUUGGAGCUCCUCUUAUUUGCUGUGAAAUUAAGCUAAAAGACUGGCAGGAAGGUGGUUAUACAGUUCAUGAUAAGCCAAACCCCAGAGGUGAGAUCGUAAUUGGUGGGCAGAAUAUCUCUAUGGGAUAUUUUAAAAAUGAAGAGAAAACAGCAGAAGAUUAUUCUGUGGAUGAAAAUGGACAAAGGUGGUUUUGCACUGGUGAUAUUGGAGAAUUCCAUCCUGAUGGGUGUUUACAGAUUAUAGAUCGUAAGAAAGACCUGGUGAAGUUACAAGCAGGGGAAUAUGUAUCUCUUGGCAAAGUGGAAGCAGCACUCAAGAAUUGUCCACUAAUUGACAACAUCUGUGCUUUUGCCAAAAGUGACCAGUCCUAUGUAAUCAGUUUCGUGGUUCCUAACCAGAAAAGGCUUACCCUUUUGGCACAACAGAAGGGGGUAGAAGGAUCUUGGGUUGAUAUUUGCAAUAACCCAGCCAUGGAAGCUGAAAUACUAAGAGAAAUUCGAGAAGCUGCAAAUACCAUGAAGUUGGAGCGAUUUGAAAUUCCAAUCAAGGUUCGAUUAAGCCCAGAGCCAUGGACCCCUGAAACUGGUUUGGUGACUGAUGCUUUCAAACUGAAAAGGAAGGAAUUGAAGAACCAUUAUCUCAAGGACAUUGAGCGAAUGUAUGGGGGCAAAUAAAAUGUUACUCUCCUAUUUACAUUUGCACAGGAGGUGGCCUGAUGGUUUUUCAGUUCUAGAGUUUAAGCCUUUGUUGAUCUGUCUGUUAGAAUGUAAGGUGUCAUUCUAAAGACACAAUAAAAAAGAAAAGAACAACCAAAAUUGAUUAAAAUAGUUGUUGAGUCUACUUUAACUUAGUUUUGCAUAGUUCUAGUGAAGCAAAACUGAAAGGCAUUUCCCUUUAGCUGUUAUUGAUUUUAGAGCAGAAAUUCACUUUUUUAAAAUUAGCCUAAGAUACACCUGUUUUCAUGAGGAAAAGAUAUUUAAUGUUGAAUUAAGUGCAUUGGAGUUGGAGUAGAUGUGAUGGAGCAAGUGUACAGCUUCCAGUGUCUCUUGUCUUCCUAGUUCAGAAGUUUAAAUAGUAAACAUGACAAAAAUAUGUAUUGUAUUAACACUAUUCAAAGUGAAAGUGCUGAGAGACUUUAAAAUUCUCUUCCAAUCAUUUAUCUUGAAGGGGAAAAAUCAGUUGUAAUAUAAGAUAUUGGAGUUGUAAUAUAAGAUAUUGGAGGCAAUAUCUUAGAACAUAUUUUAAGAUCAUAAUUGUUACAUAGGUUAGACAUAGAAUCAUUGUACUAUUGUGAAUAAUUACAGUGCCUGAAGUAAGAAGUAAACAACAUAUACAUACCAAAAAUAUCUAGGAACAUAUUUGAAGGGAAGCUGAACUGCUCCUUUGAAUGUCUGAGAACUAAAAUCAGCAACUGUAAUUAUUUGAAUGAUUAAAGAGGAAAGUACACUUUUAAAAAUAUUAAAAGGUGGCCUUCCUUUGUUUUUUCGAUUGAGAGACUGAAACCAUGAAGAAAAUGAUCAUGUCAAUCAAAAUUUAACAGGAAACAUUUUUCUGUUAGAAAAGCUUAUGGAAUCAUAAAUAUUUGAAUCAGGAUCCCUUGCAUAGCAGUGAACCUGGGAAAGAGAUUUAGACUCUGAAUUUAUCUUUGAUAACAGGGAUUGAUUUUAAAAUGUGCUUGUAUUAAAUUACAUUUGUAAUUUAUGGUCUGUUUGCUGUUGCUGAUUUGACUCUUGAUCAGUAGUUUGCAUUUCAGAAAGCCUUUCAUUUUGCUUUAAUUUUAGCAAAGCGGGUUAUGAAUGACUUCCUCAAAAUCUUGUUCAGACCUACGGGUGAUUGAUUAAUUAUCUUGGAUGAGUUUGAGGAAGUUAAAGGGAAGAAAACACUGUUACCACUUUUUUCCUUUUUGUGAAGAGUUUAGAAACUGGAAAUGCUAGGUUUGGGAGAAGGGCAGAGUUACUUGAUAAGGGACUGUCUGUACAGUAACUUGGAGUGUGAGUUGUUUUUUUUAAACCUUCAAGUAAAGUCUAGGAUUAUAUAUUCUUGAUAGAUUUUCACACUUGAACCAUAGUUACUGUAAAGAGCAAAAAUUCUUAAUACUGUUAUUCUUUGCACUUUUUCAUAAUCAUUUUAUAUAUAUAUGUUGCUUACAUUGCUUUGUACGGUUGUGGACAUCACUGCAACAAAAUGAAUUCUUUGUGCUCUAAAAUAUUUAUAAAGAAACUAUUUAAAUGUUAUGUAUAUAGUGGUAAUAAGGAAAAAACCAUCUGGUAUUAUAAGCAAGAGUGAAGGUUUUUGUAAAAGUUUCUCUUCAGUGUUCUACAAAAUAAAAUUCUAGACAGAUUUUUCCUAAAGUCAUCUAAGACUAUUCUCCUGCUUUCCAACGGGCCCCUUGAAGAGAGGAGAACCAUUACUGUGGGGUAAACUACUGGCGGCUUCUCUUACUCCUGGCCCACUGUUUAUCCUUUCAGGGUGGUUUCCUUAAGCUUUUCUAAUAUGUGAUCACCAUUUGGAGUGGUGAUUUUAAGUGUGAGUGCAUGCAUGCUAUUGUGUUUCAGAUAUUUGCACCCCAUCCCAUCUCUGAAAGCUGGAACACUGCCAACUAAUCUGUUGAAUAGUUGCUUUAGAAACACAGAAUUAACACUUAAGGUUGGGUGCUGCUAAUCUUCAUGAAAAUCCAAAUAUUGUUAAGGGACCAGGGAGAUGCCACUGCCCCCUGAUUUUUCAUCUAAAAUAUACAUGUUUAUGUAAACAGAAAUCUUUCCAUAUUCAUAGUGACUUUUUAAGUAUUUGAGCCUAAAGAUGUUGGUCUCACAUUUUUAUACCUGUUUAAAUCAUUCAGUUAUUAUUAUAUAUCAGCCAUCAAAUAAAAUUGUUCUUAGCAUUUGCUAUAAGUAUGUACAUUUCUAAGUUGAACACUUGUGACUUUUGCUUUAAUUUCAUGAAAAGUAUCUUCCUUGGCAUUUGUAGUCAUUCUUUUUUUCUAGAGUGGAGGUAUGAUUGAGUGAAUUUUUUUCAGAAAUGAAAUACAGUUGAAUGAUUCACAAAGUCCAAAGUGAGGAAGAGUCCUAUUUCUUUUAUUACAGAAACUGACUAGUAAUCCUUGCCUAUAUUUUCCUGGUAGCAUAUGAUGAAUGUUUUUAAGGUGAGAAGAUGAGAACAGGUUAAAGAUUGUGUGGUAUUUUGAUUUCGAGAGAAAUAUUUUAAUUUUUUAAUGUAGUUACAAAUUCUGUAUUCAUAUUUGUACUUUCUGUCAAAAAUGCACGGUUGUAGAAUUGUUAUUUAGAUUUUGUGUUUACUCCUGAAAUGUUUUGUUUUCAUUCUUAAGUUUGCACUUGACUCUUGAAAUAAAUCCACCCAUGUUACCAA